Messenger RNA from Triticum aestivum (bread wheat), 1382 nucleotides. RefSeq lists its product as uncharacterized. The record is from RefSeq and is a predicted model, not a curated record. The transcript is spliced from 11 exons. Bases 1 to 1080 code for a protein of 359 amino acids. NCBI's taxonomy places the organism in Eukaryota, Viridiplantae, Streptophyta, Magnoliopsida, Poales, Poaceae.
AUGUCGGACAUCCCGCCAAAUUGGGUCCUCGCAACCGCCGCAUUGGCGGAGGCCUAUGCCAUCUACUGGUCCAAGACCACCGCAGAGAUGUCCGAGCGGCGCCAGCGCUGCCUCAAGGGGAGGGUUGAGGGCAAAGGAGGCACGUCUUGUUCAGCAUCUGGGACGGAAAGCAUAUCAAUCCCCACCACCGAUUUCGUAGAAACAGCAGAGUUGAAGGAUAUUAUGGGGAAAAACCCUGAAUUAGCAGAUAACAGUGAUGGCAAGAUUGCAUGGAUAGGAGAUGCGUUAAACAGAUUAUUAGGAGAUGACAAGCCUGGUCAUGUACAUGGAAAUUUUAGAUCCAAUGGCUACCAUUGGUUUGAACCAUCGGUUGACGGACAUAACUCAAAUAGAAAAAGGGUGCUUGCUCCUCCCGUUGAUGGACUCCGACUUGUUAAAAGACGACCAAGUAAUUUACAAAACAAGCAAAGUGGUUCAAAUGGUGCAGAUUUGCAAACAUCAAACAACAAUUCUGUUUCAGAUAAGAACGAACAAACUAUGGUUCAUAAUGGUGGCAGUGCACGACAACUAGAAAAAUGUUCUGCUGCACCCAAGAACCAAGAAACUUCUGAUCAUAAUUUUAGUGCAUGGCAAGGGGAAAUAAAUUCUGCUACACAAAAGAACGUUGUUCAGAACAAAGAAACUUUGCUUGAGGCUGUCAGUGCGCGUCAGGGAGAAAAAACUUCUGCUUCAAACAAGCUGCCCAAAAAAACAACAACAAAAGGUGCUAAUGCAAGCAGUAAGAGUUCUCAAAGUGCUUCCCUGAGUUGGUUGGGUGCCAAUGAACUACCUGUAGGAAUUAAAAUAUUCUUGAAGAGCCUGAAAAAAUAUAGCAUGGACGUAGCUCUUGCUACAAUUGUAAGUUGUAAUCCUAAAUUAAACUUGAUGGUGCUGAAAUUGGAAAUAAAUUCUGGACGGUGCAUGUCGAUAUGGCACUUGAGAAAACUGACAAUUUGGUACGGAGUCGCAAAAACUGCAAUACUCUCGGUAAUGCUGGAAAAACAAAGAUUGCAUGGCCUUCAAAGUUUAUUCAAAAGAUAAAUGGAUGAGUAUAUGGGUGUGUGGCAACUCAACUGCAAAGAAAGAUGUCGAUGGUCCGUUUCAUGAUGAUGAUGAUGAUGGAUGGAUGCUAUCAGUUUUAGUUAUAUCGUAGGGAUGACAUUCCUGUUGAAUGUUGUUCCUCGGUUAAGUUUUAGUUAAGUUGUAGGGAUGUUGAUGGAUGCUUUCGUUUAAGUUUCAGUGUCAGAAAAUAGAUAGAUUAUGCAUCACAUUUGGAUGAUGUUCUCCUGUAAUAACCACUAUUGUAAUCCAACAAUUUUAUCUAAUAUAUGAUUUCUUUGUCU